Suillus paluster is the source of this 645-nucleotide messenger RNA. RefSeq lists its product as uncharacterized. The transcript has 4 exons. Bases 1 to 645 code for a protein of 214 amino acids. The record is from RefSeq and is a predicted model, not a curated record. NCBI's taxonomy places the organism in Eukaryota, Fungi, Basidiomycota, Agaricomycetes, Boletales, Suillaceae.
AUGGCUACCAAGUCCAAAGUCUUUCAAGAUGAUAACAAGUCCGCUUCUUGCACACCUCCCUUGUAUGAUGCUGCAUUAUCAGCGGAUUCCAUCCAAUGCAGACAACCAUCUGUAUUUUCCUUCAUACGCAGCAAGCAGAAUCGGGUUGUUCUAUCUCGCAUCCGUGAUAUUCUCUCCGGGUCUGAUUUCACCAUUGCCACUGUCGCCCCAAGUAUCAAUGCUUGCACUGUUGCUCUCUCAGCCGCAGAGUUCCCUGACCCUCUGCAAACACCCAAUAUCGAGUCUGUUUGCUUUUCCGACAUGCGUCUCGCGUGCAUGACAAUUAGCGACCAGGCAUUGUUUGCACAGUUGAAUUUGGGUAUCAUUGAUCCCAAUGCUGAGUCUUUGAGACGCUUUUUGGGUUGUCCGCCAGAUGAGGUUCAGGUUCAUGAAGGGGAUGGAGUGGACAAGAACAAGUUCGUUGCUUGUCUCCGUUUCGGGAUGUUCCAAAAACGUCUGCACAUUACACAGGAAUUAGGCGUAGAAUUUACCGUGAGGGCUGUACUUUGGUUCGAGGCCCACAGAGGGAAAGCUGGAUAUGCAACCCCACCUCAAGACCUGCGAAUGUGGUUUGAUAGCAAGUUGUUCCUUGUGCCCAAGGAGUAG